This is a messenger RNA of Rubroshorea leprosula, 973 nucleotides long. NCBI's taxonomy places the organism in Eukaryota, Viridiplantae, Streptophyta, Magnoliopsida, Malvales, Dipterocarpaceae. The record is from the annotation of a GenBank genome assembly.
AACCGCUGCCCAUUUCUGAUUUCCCUGAGAGCUAAUAAUUUAGGUUUUUAGCUCUCAAAUUAACAUGGACAAGUUCAAUUUUGUUAGGGAUGGUGUGACAAAAUUGCCUCCCGGUGAUUUUGAGCAAGAGAGGUACUUUUUCAGUAAUAAGGAGGCCAAGUAUCGAAAUGGCAGUAGAAUUAACAGAGCUACUGCUUCUGGAUAUUGGAAGGCAACUGGGGUGGAUAAGAAGAUUGCUUCUUCAGGAAGAAACCAAAUGGUGGGGAUGAGAAAGACUCUGAUUUUCCAUAAGGGAAAGCCGCCACAUGGGACUAGAACUGAAUGGAUCAUACACGAGUAUCGCCUUGCUACACCUCCUCGCUACUCUUCAUACACAAAUAUAAAGAACUCAAUCCAGAGUGAUUUGAAAGAAAUGGGAAAUUGGGUUCUCUGCCGCAUAUUUUUGAAGAAAAGAAGUGUGACAAAUGAAGAGGAAACCAUUCAAACAAGCAAGGAUAACAAAGAGAAUGAUGCUGCAUUUUCUCACCCUGGAAUCUUUGAUUUUAUGAGGAGAGGGAGAAGUAAUGUAUGUCCUUUGUCUUCCUCAUGCUCUUCAUCAUGUUCAAGUACCAUUACUGAGGAGGUUUGUUCAUAUGGAUCUGACCAUGAAGAAAGCAGUACUAGCUGCAAUGCCCUUUGAACUAUACUCUUUCUACUUCUUGGGUCAUCUUAUACAUUUAUCUUGCUUGUGAUGCAAUCAUUAAAUGGAAUUUGAAUGAUUUGAAAUGCAUCACCAUUUGAUUGUGUCUUAAGAUGAAACUAAGACUUUUAAUUUAAAAAUCUUAAACUCGCGAGCUAGUUAUCUCCAAUGAUUUGAAUUUUAAUGUUAACACAACUUAACUGGCUUUGAUACAAUGACUUUGUAUCAAUCAUGAGUAAAAUGAAUCUUUACUUUCUUCUUUCCUUUUUCCGUGUAUAAAGGGAAUUGAUUUUU